AUGUCUACCGGCUACGCAGCUCCCUCGCCCUUUGCCCGCAGCUCAGACCUCACUGGUCCUAACCCAUUUGCUCGCACUGCGAGUACAUUCAAUGACCCGACUUCACUUGUGGGCCGAGAGCAGACGAUUGAAGAAAUGUAUAGCGUCCCCGAGAGCUUCCUGGAGAUAGAGGUCAGGAGCCCACAGACGCAUGCCAGCUCACACCUUCCACAGACAAAUAUCCCAGCCUUUAAGCUACGUCAUUCUGUCGUUCGCCGGCGCUAUUCCGACUUUGAAGCUUUCCGUGAUAUUCUCGAGCGCGAGUCGACGCGGGUCAAUAUCCCAACCCUUCCUGGCAAGGUGUUCACAAACCGCUUUUCGGACGAGGUUAUCGAGGCUCGUCGGGAGGGUCUGGAGAGGUUUUUGAACAUUGUUGCUGGACAUCCUCUUCUUCAGGUCGGUACUCCCUUCAUCUCAGCCUGGCUCCAUCUUGACUCACAAACCUUGCUUUUGAUGUAG
Messenger RNA from Rhizoctonia solani, 498 nucleotides. Its product is annotated as sorting nexin-3 protein. Gene Ontology annotation, molecular function: phosphatidylinositol-3-phosphate binding. The record is from RefSeq and is a predicted model, not a curated record. The coding region runs from base 1 to 498 and encodes 165 amino acids. Lineage: Eukaryota; Fungi; Basidiomycota; Agaricomycetes; Cantharellales; Ceratobasidiaceae. Gene Ontology annotation, cellular component: early endosome membrane; retromer complex. The transcript is spliced from 3 exons. Gene Ontology annotation, biological process: late endosome to Golgi transport; endocytic recycling.